CGCCCCCACCAAAAAUAAAAAACCCAAAACCCCGUAACCACAAAAAUGCAAUUCAAAAACCCUAAAACCCCAAAAAAAUCCCCAAUCUAAAACCCUACCGAAAUGAUCAUCAUCACUCAACACCACCAUGAUUAAUCACCCCCAUCAUCACCCCUCCACGGCUCCGCCACUCCGCUCCCACUUCUCCCUGGGCCCACUCGAUCACGACCCCACCGCCCAAUUGAUCGCCAGAGUUCGCCUCUCCGAUAUUCUCGCUUACGACGGUGUUGCCACUUCUUCGUAUUCGAAAGCGGUGCAGAGGCUUUCCGAGUCUCUUACGAGGCGUAAUGCUGCGAUAAUUGAGCUCAACUGUGAGGAUGCUGCUGUGGUGAGGUGCGGCUUGGAAGCUUCUAGGUUGUUCUUUAGAACCAGGUCCCGGAAUGGUGGUGGGGGGAGUGGUGUUUAUGUUUAUCGAGCCGGAAGGGCAUUGGAAGAUACAGAUUCAUCUCCCCCAUGCAUGGCAGAUGUUUUUAAAUGCAUGGGAAAGGCUGCCCGUGCUGCCUUAAGUGCAGUCGCCAGACAUCUUCGUCUACGAAGCGAUGUAUUUAACUAUUUACUUGAUGACAACCCAUUGCCUGCUAAUGAGGCAUCUUCAUCGGUUCUUGUAGCAACCUACUCUCAUGCAGCUUUACAAAAUGGAAAAGGAGUUAUUACAGGAGGGAUGUUAACAUCAAAUGUUGAAACUGAGAAGGGCUUGUUAACAUUGAUAGCGGCAGAUGCUCCUGGUAUUCAGGUUUGUGACCCUAAUGGUCAGUGGUACCUAGCAGAUGAUGGUUCAUCUCCAGGGGACCUGUUACUACUCUCAGGUAGAUCAUUAAGCCACGCUACUGCUGGUCUUCGCCCUGUUACUUCAUAUAGAGCAGCAACUGAUAGCACUCUCAUCGCUAAUAGUGGUGGAAGUAGGACAUCUUUGGCAUUCAGGCUGAUGCCGCAAAGUAAUGCCAUAUUAGAUUGCUCGCCUGUUUCUGCAGCUGGUCAUGUCAUCCCCCAGAGCUAUGUACCAAUAUCUGUAAGUCAGUUUAUGGAUGACCUUUCUGCUGAGGAGAAUGUUCCAUGCCAUCGCACUGAUAAUGCUAAUCAGGUGGCAUCAAAUAAUCUAAACAAGGAGCCAUCAUUAAGAAGCAUACUGUCGGAUCCUUUAUCGGGUGCAUUUCUUGAAGAUGCCAUGUUUGUUUCAUGUGGACAUUCAUUUGGUGGUAUGAUGCUAAGAAAGGUCAUUGAAAUAUCAAAAUGUGCUCUCUGCAAUGCAGAUAUUGAUUCUGGUUCUUUGAUUCCCAACCAUGCUUUAAGAGCUGCGGCUACUGCUGUAAAGUAUGAGGAUGACAAAAGGCUCUUCCAUAAUUCAACUCUACGGAAGCGUAGAAAAGAAGUGGGUAACCACAGGGAAAAUGGGGAUGUUGCUGCCGAUUAUGGGGUACAGAGAGUGAUACAGUAUCCCUUUGCAGUUAAUGAGAAGGUGGUUAUAAAGGGAAAUAGGAGGACGCCAGAUAAGUUCGUUGGAAAAGAAGCUAUUAUCACAUCACAGUGCCUCAAUGGCUGGUACUUGCUUAAGAUCAUUGAAAGCGGAGAAAAUGUCCGACUACAAUACCGUUCUCUCCGUAAACCGAUAAUAUCACAAUCAUCAGAGGAUAGAUGCCCAUCACAACCAGUACAGAACAGCGGGUGAUAGAUGUAAUAGGUAUUUUCAGGCUAACUCCAUGACUUGGAUAGAAUCUCACUUUAUGUUGCUAUAUGUGAUAUAUGUAAGAUCUUGUUAGUUGUCUAUUAGUAGAGUAUGUUUGUGUAGCCAUGGUGAUUUACACUCGCCACAGUAUUCUCGGGGUUGGUGUCAUUUGUAAAGACGAGACGCUAAUUCAGUUAUUACACACCUUAGUGCAA
This is a messenger RNA of Daucus carota subsp. sativus, 1917 nucleotides long. RefSeq lists its product as uncharacterized. Bases 128 to 1705 code for a protein of 525 amino acids. The transcript has 12 exons. The record is from RefSeq and is a predicted model, not a curated record. NCBI's taxonomy places the organism in Eukaryota, Viridiplantae, Streptophyta, Magnoliopsida, Apiales, Apiaceae.